Messenger RNA from Aureobasidium subglaciale EXF-2481, 1275 nucleotides. RefSeq names its product glycoside hydrolase family 105 protein. The record is from RefSeq and is a predicted model, not a curated record. The coding region runs from base 1 to 1275 and encodes 424 amino acids. The transcript is spliced from 2 exons. Gene Ontology annotation, biological process: carbohydrate metabolic process. Lineage: Eukaryota; Fungi; Ascomycota; Dothideomycetes; Dothideales; Saccotheciaceae.
AUGCGAGUGGAUAGAUCUUGGACGUUUGCGCUGUAUGCCUUCGGCACCUCUGCUGCUCAAGCACUGCAAUGUCCGCCUCUUGCCCAGCACUAUGCAUUUCAGAUGAUCGCUAGCAAUAUCGAAAGAGGGCAAGGCGCAGCAGCAAGCACAUCAGGCACAGGACUCAUCGAACUCGGCAUCUUCUAUCAAGCUCUGCGACAGGGGAUUGCAGCGACAGACGACACUAUUCAAAAGCAGGAAUGGACGGCAUAUCUACGCAACAGCACCGCAAGUGCUAUACCACUGUUCACAGAUGCGACAUUGUCUGCCCAAUAUCCCCUUGAUCGAUUCUCCAUCGGUACUGAGAUGAUUCAACAAUCCAAGGAGAGACAUGAUGAUGGGUUGAACCUUGCGAUACAAGUACUUCAGGAGUCGCUCAAGCAACAACCUUGCAAUGCGAAUGGGGGAUUGUGGUAUUACAAUAACGCGAACAACCUGAGUGCUUAUCAAAACCUUUCUUACACCGACGGCAUGUAUUCGUAUCCAACAUUUGCGAUCUUGAGUUCUGAUAACUCGCCCAAUGACAAAGGCUUGUUUGGUAGUGCGGCCGUACUUGAGCAGCUCGAGAUCCUCAAAGCCAUCUGCGAUGAUGGAACAGGACUGCUGGUUCAUGGUUACGACGCUCUCAAAUAUCACUCUUGGGCCAACUCAGAAACUGGCGCAAGUCCCUCUGUCUGGGGUCGCUCAUUGGCAUGGUAUACACUCGGCGUUGUCGAAGCGCUCGCUGCCCUCCAAGCAUCAACUUCAUCAAACACAAUCCUGGAGACCAGGAUCGCGCGUGAGAAUAUGAUGGCGCUUCUCAAUGACCUUCUCAGAGCUCAGUUAAUUGCCAUUGAGCGAGGUCUCGCUGUCAACGGACGAUACAGUGUCUGGCAGGUCGUUGAUUUACCUGGUGCCACAAUUAAUAGCACCCAGAACUUCGUCGAGAUGAGUGCAAGUCUGAUGACCGCAUACUCCCUCCUCAAAUCUGCUCGCGUCGGGUUCAUUAAAGAAAGCAAGCUACGUGUCAAAGCUAUUGCCGCGGGCAUUGGACUCUGGGACAAUGUCCUUGAGACACAAGUCACCCGCGAUACCAACGGGACGUUGAAUCUUGGCGGAACAAGUUCGAUCGCAAGUCUGAGUCCGCAAAACGUCAAUGCCGAGUACUAUUCUGCCAGACCUACGUUGAAUAAUAGCCUGAUUGGUACCAGCGCUUUCAUCCUUGCGAGUCUUGAGUUGGAGAAACUAUGUAGUUGA